Molecule: messenger RNA, 360 nt
Organism: Emiliania huxleyi CCMP1516
Lineage: Eukaryota; Haptophyta; Isochrysidales; Noelaerhabdaceae
Exons: 3
Coding region: 1-360 (119 amino acids)
Source: RefSeq, a predicted model, not a curated record
AUGAUUCGCAUCCUCUCGCAGCUCGCCGUGGAGCGCAACUGGUGGAGCUUCAGCGUCAACCCGACGCCCAUGGGCAAGCAGUUCAUUGUCCAGCCCCAGUCCCAGUGGGAGAGGGACAGGGAGCGGCAGCAGGCCAAGGAGGGCAGUGCCCCACCGCAGCCUGCACACCCGCAGCACCAACAGGUGCAGCAACCCCAGCCCAACGAGUCGCCCGAGGGGUGGACCAGGGUUGGGAAGGGCGGCAUGCCGGACAGGUUCACCAUGAGGAACCCUGGCCGCAAGCCGCCGGGCAAGGCGGUCAAGCGCAAGCCUGACCGCCAGCCCGCACCCAAGGGAGAAGAUCUGUGGCUGUGGGACUGA